CAUCGAAUACGCUAGCGUUCAGUAUAGAUGAAAGCUUAGUCCGGACUGCAUCGUCUCAAAAACCAGCUAGGAACUACCAAGAGUUGUGAACACGUUGUAAUUAUCGACGCAACCUUGACACGAUGGCAUACUCCGCGAUUAAAGUGACGUUAAUGCUAAUUUUGCCGUCCAUUUUGGUUUCGGUCAUAAGCCAGCGAAUUGUCGAUCAGGCCUGCCCGGACCCAAAAAGUAAACCUAUCUUGACAAACUUCAACUUGAAGCGAUACAUCACAGGAAAAUGGUACGAAAUUCUUCGAUACGAUCAGCAUUUUGAGCGUGGUUGUGACUGCGGAUAUGCCACAUACAGCGCGAGGGACGACGGUUCUAUAAAUGUUGAAAAUUGCUGCGCCCGGUUACCAAACACCACAAAACACUGCUCCGUCGGACAGGCCGUGGUCAGCUUCCCGGAUGAAAUUCCUUUGCGUGGCAAGCUGAACGUUACCUUCGGCGGACCCCCUAUCAGCUCCAACUACUGGAUAAUGGAUACCGAUUACGACAACUAUGCUGUUAUUUACGCUUGCAAAAAUAUCUCACAUAGUAAAUCAGCAGAAGCUGCGUGGGUGCUGUCCAAGCAUAGAACAAUUUCCUCAGAAGUUCGCCCCAUCGUGGAUGGACUGGUAGAUCAAUAUCUGUCCCGGUCCGAUAUGCGAAUCACAGAGCAAAGCCAAUCAAAAUGCAAAUAGCAGCGCACUGAGCCAAACUAGUCUUAAUUGAUCCGGAAAACUUUCAACUGCGGGGAAUCUUAUCAUCAACAGCAAACAACGCUAGCAGUGGAUCGAAGACUCGGCGGUGAUUGGCCUGGGCGGAGCACAUCACAGCUAAAGAAAAAAGGCAUUCUUGUUUUUAACAGCUUUGCGAAGACACCGCAGAGUUUUCGAACCAAUUCUCUCCAAUCGAAAGAGAACGAGAAACUUUUUCUGCUAAUAAAAUUUCUGUUUAUUUUUUGUU
This is a messenger RNA of Wyeomyia smithii (pitcher-plant mosquito), 987 nucleotides long. Its product is annotated as apolipoprotein D-like. NCBI's taxonomy places the organism in Eukaryota, Metazoa, Arthropoda, Insecta, Diptera, Culicidae. The transcript has 4 exons. Bases 123 to 722 code for a protein of 199 amino acids. The record is from RefSeq and is a predicted model, not a curated record.